Molecule: messenger RNA, 1745 nt
Organism: Nicotiana tabacum (common tobacco)
Lineage: Eukaryota; Viridiplantae; Streptophyta; Magnoliopsida; Solanales; Solanaceae
Source: RefSeq, a predicted model, not a curated record
UAUUGCCAUCUCAGGCUGCAGCUGUUGCAAAGGGAGCCCAUUUACCUUCACUUUCUAAACUAAAUUCUGCCAUGGAAAAAGCAGUUCCACAGCUUGACAUGAAAUUGGAGAAGUUAAACAUCUCUUCCCGUUGUCAGCCCGUUAUUUUUCCGAAUCAUCUUCAAGUACCUGAAUCUUUUAGGAGUGGAUUGACUUUCGGUAGUUUGGAUCCACACUUUGAUCCAAGCAUAAGCUGCGGCAAAGACUCGGUGCCUGUGGAGACUGUUCCAGCUAAUGAUAGAACUUCCAUGGAAACCGGGAGAACUAAUUGCAGCUACCAGGAUGCAUCUUCAGCAGCUCAGGGAGGUGAUUAUCCUGAUAAUUCGCUUUCACACCAGCAUGGAUCUGAAAAUAUAUCACCUUUUGAGGUAUCUGGUGCCUCUCGUGUGUAUGAUCAGUCAAAGCCGGAGGUAUAUGCAGGCUCACAAUUGCCACUGCAGACACCUCUUGAUUAUAGCUUGGGUUUUGUACCACCCGCACUAGGGCCCCAACUUGUACGUAUUGAGGGACCAGAACAGCAGGGUGGGAAUUCUCAAGCUCCUUCAAUGUCUUGCUCUAAUUCAUCUGUGGCUCAACCCAUAGGCCUUGGGCAGAGUUCUGUCACCGUGCCUCCGCACUUGUUUCCUUUAGUCCGGCAACCAUUUCCUCCUAAUUAUAUCCCAUAUAACCCUUAUAUUCCCCAUCUUUACAUGCCACAGAGUGCUCACCAGUUUUUGGGCCCGAGUGGCUUCCCUCAGCAGCCUUCUGCUGCCAACUUUUAUAUGUCACCAUCAGUUACUGCUGCUGGUGUCAAACUACCUCUUCCGUCUCUAUACAAACCAGCAGCUAUUGCUGGAAACCUGAACCUCUUCGGCGUUCCUACUGGAUACAGCUCAUAUGGGUCCUCAAGUGUCUCAUACAGUGCAACUCCAGCUCCGGUUUGUUCAGCUAGCAACGAAGAUCUCACUGCAUCUGAGCAGAAAGAAAAGAACUACUCCAUGCAAAAGCAGAAUGAAGAUUCCCAUUUCAGAACCUCGGCACCUGGACGUGAUCUAUCAAUGCUGCAGGCUAAUUACUUUUACAACUUCCCUCAGGACCAGCAAGUUGCUUUUGCACAAGCACAUUCUGCUAAUAGUUCUUUUCCUGGAAUUAAUCCAUCUCAGACAAUAGCUGUACCAUCAAAUGUUCAGCCCCUGGCCCAGCAACCUCAAACUGUUACCGGAUCAGUGGAAUCUGACCUUCCUACAUCUGGUGCUCGUCAACAACCUCAAGCAAAUAUUAAUUGGAACAACAAAUUGUUGAACAGAAAAAACAUUUAAGAAUAAAGACCAUAACUAUGCUUUCUGUUUGCAUCACUCAAGUAUGCUAUAUAGACAUCACUGAUAGAUCAAAGCCGUCCUCUUCCAAGUGUAUAUAAGAUGUGGCUAGAAACUAGGCACUCUCGGUGAGAUCACAUUGGAAUUUAAAAUUUUCAACCUUUGGAGCUAAAAUAGGGUUUCUUGCUUUUUGAUAGUUAGCGGUUAGCUUUCCUCAAUUCCCUAAUCUUCUCGAGACUGGAGGAGGUUUUUUGAAGUAUGAGUGGAGCAGGUGAAAUAUCUCAAUUGUUUCCAUUGCCUUUCUAGCUUGUAUAUCAAAUUUUGACAAGAAUGAUACUAUUACAUUUUGAAACGCUUGACAUUUGCGCCUCUGUCACUAUAAAGAUAACACAUAUCAGCUAUUCCCCUUUC